AUGAUCGUCCGAGAGUCAAGACGCGCCGCGGCGAAGGCGGUCGCUGCCGCUCCACGAUCAGUCAACAGCUCUGUCGCCGCCACAAGCUCCCUCUCCUCCCAAUCCCGGUCCUACGCCACUGUCCAAGAAGGCACCCCCGCGAAACGAACAUAUGGCGGUCUGAAAGAUCAAGACAGGAUAUUUCAGAAUCUAUACGGCCACCAUGGCGCGGAUCUCAAGAGUGCGAAGAAAUAUGGCGACUGGCACCGCACCAAGGACAUCAUUGCCAAAGGCCAUGACUGGCUCAUCAAUGAAAUCAAGGCCUCCGGCCUGCGAGGAAGAGGAGGAGCAGGCUUCCCCUCGGGUCUGAAAUUCUCCUUCAUGAAUUUCAAAGGCUGGGAAAACGAUAAGAAGCCACGCUACUUAGUCGUCAACGCUGACGAAGGCGAACCCGGUACCUGCAAAGAUCGUGAAAUUAUGCGCAAAGACCCUCACAAGCUCGUCGAAGGCUGCCUUGUCGUCGGUCGUGCGAUGAACGCCACAGCCGCCUAUAUCUACAUUCGUGGCGAGUUCUAUCACGAAGCUACAGUUCUACAGCGCGCCAUUCAGGAGGCUUACAAGGACGGUCUGAUCGGCAAGAAUGCCUGUGGUUCAGGCUACGACUUUGACGUGUACCUUCACCGAGGGAUGGGUGCCUAUGUUUGCGGUGAAGAAACCUCUCUCAUCGAAUCGCUGGAGGGCAAGGCUGGCAAGCCACGCUUGAAGCCCCCUUUCCCUGCUGCGGUCGGUCUUUUCGGCUGCCCAUCGACCGUCACCAAUGUCGAGACUGUCGCUGUCUGCCCGACCAUCAUGCGUCGCGGCGCCAAAUGGUUUGCGGGUUUCGGUCGUGAGCGCAAUCAGGGUACUAAGCUGUUCUGUAUCUCCGGACACGUCAACAACCCUUGCACCGUCGAGGAAGAGAUGUCGAUCCCCCUACGAGAGCUGAUCGACAAGCACUGCGGCGGUGUGCGUGGUGGGUGGGACAACCUCCAGGCCAUCAUUCCCGGCGGUUCUUCAACUCCCAUCCUGCCGAAGAAAGUCUGCGACGAUCAACUGAUGGACUUCGACGCUCUCAAGGAUUCCCAGUCAGGUCUUGGUACUGCGGCCGUGAUUGUGAUGGACAAGUCGGCCGACGUCGUCCGCAUGAUCUCCCGCCUCUCAAGCUUCUACAAGCACGAGUCCUGCGGACAGUGCACCCCUUGCCGUGAGGGCUCUACGUGGACGAUGCAGAUGAUGCAGCGCUUCGAGAAGGGUCAGGCACGAGCCCGCGAGAUUGACAUGUUGCAGGAGCUGACCAAGCAAGUCGAGGGCCAUACUAUCUGUGCACUGGGCGAGGCCUUCGCGUGGCCGAUUCAGGGCCUGAUCCGGCAUUUCCGGCCAGAGCUCGAGAAGCGUGUGCAGGAGUACAAGGCUCAAGUGGGAGCCGAGGCGCUGAGUGGCGGUUGGGACCACGAUGCGGGAAAGAAGGGCCUGUUGACUUCGCCUGGGCAGUAG
Cyphellophora europaea CBS 101466 is the source of this 1512-nucleotide messenger RNA. RefSeq names its product NADH-ubiquinone oxidoreductase 51 kDa subunit, mitochondrial. The transcript is spliced from 3 exons. The record is from RefSeq and is a predicted model, not a curated record. NCBI's taxonomy places the organism in Eukaryota, Fungi, Ascomycota, Eurotiomycetes, Chaetothyriales, Cyphellophoraceae. Bases 1 to 1512 code for a protein of 503 amino acids. Gene Ontology annotation, molecular function: 4 iron, 4 sulfur cluster binding; NAD binding; FMN binding.